Cetraspora pellucida is the source of this 825-nucleotide messenger RNA. The record is from the annotation of a GenBank genome assembly. NCBI's taxonomy places the organism in Eukaryota, Fungi, Glomeromycota, Glomeromycetes, Diversisporales, Gigasporaceae.
AUGAAUGGUGAAGAAGCAGACUCUCAUAACAGUAGUGAUUUCGGAGAUUUGGAAUUUAACAGUGAAGUUAGUUAUGAAUCAGCGCGUUCUUCUUCUUCAGAUACUUCUCAAACUCAUUUUUGGCAUCAACAAUUCAUUAAAAUUGAUCUUAAAAGGAUUAAUCUCACCAAUGGAAAGCAAAUUCUUUCCAACGUUCAAAAACUUUCUUUAACUUUGCGAUUCAUUACGAAUGAAUUAUGUAUUACUUCAAACGCCACAAUGAAUGAAAUAGUUAUUCCAUUAAAUCAGCUUAAAAAGCUCAAAUAUCGCAAGAAAGGGAAAUAUCUAUUAAUUUUAAAAAGAAUUUUGAAAGAUUUUUAUCCACAAGGUCUUUUAAAUUAUCGAACUCAAUUACCUUCCGAUCCAGCAGGCGGUGAACUAAAUGGCAUCGAGUCCUUGUUAUUUGUGCCGGCUGAUUGGGUUGACAAUAAUACUUUAAUAUUUUUUGGUGAAGGCGUCAAAAAAUUGUGGUUUACCCAGGUAAAUGAAAAUAACUUGACAAAACUGGAUAAUGGAAUUAAUAAUACUAGUGAUAAUGACAAGCUCCAGAUUACCUGUAACUUUCUUUCCAAAAAAUAUAUUAUUAAUGUGGCUAUCGAAACUAAAUUUAAAGAUAUACUUAAAUGUAUUCAUGAAAGAUAUAAGGUUGAUAUUAAUCCAAGUCGCGUGACAUAUAAAAAUCUGUCAAAUGAUAUGAUUACUUUGAUUGAUGAUGAAGAUUGGAAUGCGGUAAAAUGGGAGGCAAAAAUAUCGCAGAAUUAUAAUAUUUCAAUGUUUUUUUCUUAA